AUGAAGUGAAAAGUGACAUGACAACAAAAACUGACAAGCGUAUUUUGUGAGCGUAUUUGUUUGUGACGUGGAGUAGAAUUUCGUGUUCUGUUUUAAUUAUAUUACAUUAAGUCUCUCCUCAAAGUUAAUUUAUAUCUCUAAAACAAUGAGUGGUUUUAAAAGAGAUAAGAAGGAGGAAGAAGAUGGUGGUGGAAAUCCAUUUCAAAACAUUGAGAAAACAAUAGUUUUACAAGAAGCUCGCAUUUUUAAUGAAACAUCAGUUAAUCCAAGAAAAUGCACACCUAUUCUUACAAAAUUACUGUACAUGCUCAAUCAAGGUGAACAAUUAAGUGCUAAGGAAGCCACUGACGUCUUCUUUGCAAUGACAAAACUAUUUCAAUCUAAAGAUGUUAUACUUAGACGAUUAGUAUAUUUGGGUAUUAAAGAAUUAAGCUCUAUUGCUGACGAUGUCAUUAUAGUAACAUCUAGUCUUACAAAAGAUAUGACAGGGAAAGAAGAUCUAUACAGGGCAGCAGCUAUUAGAGCACUUUGUAGUAUUACUGAUGCAACUAUGUUACAAGCCAUAGAGAGGUAUAUGAAACAAGCAAUUGUGGACCGCAAUCCAGCUGUGAGUUCUGCAGCUUUAGUUAGUUCACUUCAUAUGACUAAAAUUGCACCAGAAGUUGUAAAAAGAUGGGUAAAUGAAGCACAAGAAGCUGUUAAUAGUGACAAUAUUAUGGUUCAAUUUCAUGCUUUGGGUCUUUUAUAUCAUAUUAGAAAAAGUGACAGAUUAGCAGUAACUAAAUUGGUCGCUAGAUUAACAAGAACAAUGUCAUCGAAAUCACCAUAUGCUGUUUGUAUGUUGAUUCGUAUAGCAGCAAAAUUGAUAGAAGAGGAAGGUGCUGAUAGUAAUUCGCCAUAUUUUGACUAUAUUGAGGCAUGUUUCCGUCAUAAAUCAGAAAUGGUAGUUUAUGAAGCAGCAUAUGCUGUUGUAAAUCUCAAUCGUACCACAAACAGAGAAUUAGCUCAGGCUAUUAGUGUUUUACAGCUAUUUUGUGGAUCACCUAAACCUACACUAAGGUUUGCUGCAGUAAGAACACUAAAUCAAGUUGCUAUAUCCCAUCCAGCUGCUGUUACAGCUUGUAAUUUGGAUUUGGAGAAUUUAAUAACAGAUUCAAAUAGGUCUAUAGCAACACUUGCCAUUACAACUCUGUUAAAAACAGGUGCGGAGUCUUCUGUUGACCGUCUUAUGAAACAAAUUGCGACAUUUGUAUCAGAAAUAAGUGAUGAGUUUAAAGUUGUAGUAGUGCAAGCUAUUAGAGCCCUAGCUUUAAAAUUCCCAAGAAAACAUAGUGUGUUGAUGAACUUUUUAUCUGCUAUGCUAAGAGAUGAGGGAGGUCUGGAAUACAAAGCCUCUAUUGCAGACACUAUAAUUACCAUUAUAGAAGAUAAUCCAGAAGCAAAAGAAACAGGUCUUGCUCACUUAUGUGAAUUUAUUGAGGAUUGUGAACACGUAUCGCUUGCUGUCAGAAUUUUACAUCUAUUGGGAAAAGAAGGUCCCAAAACAAAACAGCCAUCGAGAUACAUACGGUUCAUUUAUAAUCGUGUUAUUUUGGAAUGUCCCUCAAUCAGAGCUGCAGCUGUGUCAGCUAUGGCUCAAUUUGGAGCUUCUUGUCCUGAUCUGUUGGAAAAUAUCCAAGUUUUACUUGCUCGGUGUCAAAUGGAUUCUGACGAUGAAGUUCGAGAUCGUGCCACUUAUUAUAGCAGUAUUUUGAAUAGACAAGAUAAAAGCUUAUACAACAAUUAUAUCUUAGAAACACUACAAGUAUCUGUUCCUGCCUUAGAGAGGACACUUAAAGAAUACACUAACUCAAAUACUGAACAGCCAUUUGAUAUCAAAACUAUUCCAGUAAGUGUAGUUAGUAAACCGGAUGAUCACGAAGUAAAACAAAAAACGGAAGGCAUGUUAAUUAGCUCUGGUCCUGCAAAGAUUACUCCAUCUAGAGAAGAAAACUUUGCCACAAAACUUAAUUCACUUCCAGGCAUCCAAAUCCUUGGCCCUCUAUUUAGAAGUUCAGAAAUUGUUGAAUUAACCGAGUCAGAAACCGAGUAUGUUGUCAGAUGUGUUAAACAUUGCUACACACACCAUAUGGUAUUACAAUUUGACUGUCUAAAUACUUUGAAUGAUCAAUUGCUUGAAAAUGUUAGGGUACAAUUAGAUACAAGUGAAGGGUAUGAAAUAAUAAGUGAUAUACCUUGUCCAAAAUUGCCAUAUAAUGAAACAGGAACAGCAUAUGUUAUAGUUAAAUUUCCAGAUGGAGAUUUACCAAACAGUAUUGCCACUUUUGGUGCUGUUUUAAAAUUUGUUGUUAAAGAUUGUGAUCCUGCUACAGGUUUGCCUGAUAUUGAUGAAGGAUAUGAUGAUGAGUACAUGCUUGAAGACUUAGAAAUAACUCUUGGUGAUCAAAUACAAAAAGUCAGUAGGGCAAAUUGGGGAUCGGCCUGGGAAGAAGCAGAAUCAACGUUUUAUGAAAUGGAAGAUACAUAUUCAUUAAGUUCUAUGAACACUUUAGAAGAAGCUGUUAUUAAUAUUAUCAAAUUUUUGGGAUUACAACCUGCCGAAAGGAGUGAUAAAGUACCCAAGGGGAAAACUACACAUACUUUACUUCUCGCAGGUAUUUUUCGUGGCGGUAUAGAUAUUUUAGUUAGAGCUAAACUUGCUCUAGCUGAUGGAGUUACUAUGCAGUUAACUGUAAGGUCAACAGAUGAGAGUAUUGCUGAACUUAUUACAUCUGUAGUUGGAUGAAGAAGGCUAAUGCUAUUUUUAACUGUACAAUUCAUUACUUAGAAAAUUAUAUUUAAAUAAUUUAUGUUUCUUAACCAAAAGGAAGUCAUAUAAAAUACCUACAUAUUUAUAA
Molecule: messenger RNA, 2897 nt
Organism: Sitophilus oryzae (rice weevil)
Lineage: Eukaryota; Metazoa; Arthropoda; Insecta; Coleoptera; Curculionidae
Gene: gammaCOP
Product: coatomer subunit gamma
Exons: 14
Coding region: 146-2785 (879 amino acids)
Biological process (GO): endoplasmic reticulum to Golgi vesicle-mediated transport; organelle transport along microtubule; intracellular protein transport
Cellular component (GO): Golgi membrane; COPI vesicle coat; endoplasmic reticulum
Molecular function (GO): structural molecule activity
Source: RefSeq, a predicted model, not a curated record